Molecule: messenger RNA, 201 nt
Organism: Fusarium oxysporum Fo47
Lineage: Eukaryota; Fungi; Ascomycota; Sordariomycetes; Hypocreales; Nectriaceae
Exons: 1
Source: RefSeq, a predicted model, not a curated record
GCAGAAGAAUUAUAUAGCAGUCUUAUAUAUAGUCUUAAACCUAAUAUCGACUUAGUAUUAGUAAUGGAUAACUUGCCAAAUUUGCAGAGUAGAUAUUGUUUUAUUAAGUAUCUUAUAAAUGGCCUUAAGUUAGUAUAUAAGGAAUUACUAAUUAGAGCCUAUUUAUCUAGCAGGGGCAUCCUUGCUAGAAAUAGCUAUUAG